CCUCUGUCAAGAUUUUUAUGCGUUUCUUCUUUAAUUCAACUCUUUUGUGACCAUAAAAACUCAAAAUGAAGAGGCACAACAACACAUUCAACCCUAAAGCAAAGAUUCACAUCUAUACUCCAUCAUCUAGCAGUGAUGAUCAGUGGGGGAGCCUGCAGACUGAUCAGGAGCAUGCGAGGAUCCGUUCCAACAUGUCUCCGCUCACUUCUGAUACUUCCACUUCUGUGUCUUUCACUUCGCUGUCUUCUUCUAUAACCAGAUUCCGAACUGACUUCGACGAGUUAAAAUGCAAGAUGAGGAUAUUCGGGGAAUCCCUGAAUUUAUGCCGUUGCAUCGCGAGCGACUUCAAGAACAAGCUCCUAGCUAUGGAACGAAGAUUGGAGUACCUGGAGAGACGGCAGAAGAUGGAGCGGAGUGAGAGCAACUAUUCGGCCAUCAUACAGAAGAACAAGCUUCUGUCGCACAAGACGUUGCAAGAUGCGAAAGUAAGUUGUAUGUAUUCCUAA
Messenger RNA from Ostrinia nubilalis (European corn borer), 506 nucleotides. RefSeq lists its product as uncharacterized. The transcript is spliced from 3 exons. Bases 66 to 506 code for a protein of 146 amino acids. The record is from RefSeq and is a predicted model, not a curated record. NCBI's taxonomy places the organism in Eukaryota, Metazoa, Arthropoda, Insecta, Lepidoptera, Crambidae.